AUGCCUCUUUCCACCGCACUGCCACCGAAGCCCGUUUCCGAAGCGGCGGGUGUUGUCCGCUGGCUCAUGCCCCCUCCUCGCCGACCAAUCAGGCCUCGCAUCGCGGACGUCCUUCCAAGGGGAUUGAACGAGAAUUCUGAGCGCAAACCGCUACCGCUCCCAGUGCUUGUCCGUCGGUUGGCCCAGAGGAGACGCCCCCGGGCGGGGUGGGGCAGGCGGGCCCCCGUCGGUGCCAGAAGGGGCCGGGGGGGAGGUGCUUCCCGCGCGGAGGAGCCCAGGGGCGCGUCCCAGGCCAGCAUCUCUUGCCCUGGGGGUAGCUGCCCGCCGAGUGGGCGGAAGAGCGGCAGGCAGGGGAUGGAGACUGGGAGAUACCCUGCUGGAGGAGGCGGGGUGGGGGAGGCGGAGAGAGCGCGGAGGCGGAGGCUGGCAGGGGGCGCUGGAGGCUGGAGCCGCCCGUGCGCGCCUUGCGCCCUGGGGUGCCGAAGACACUGA
Molecule: messenger RNA, 492 nt
Organism: Choloepus didactylus (southern two-toed sloth)
Lineage: Eukaryota; Metazoa; Chordata; Mammalia; Pilosa; Megalonychidae
Product: translation initiation factor IF-2-like
Exons: 2
Coding region: 1-492 (163 amino acids)
Source: RefSeq, a predicted model, not a curated record